Hibiscus syriacus is the source of this 1063-nucleotide messenger RNA. Its product is annotated as methyl-CpG-binding domain-containing protein 5-like. NCBI's taxonomy places the organism in Eukaryota, Viridiplantae, Streptophyta, Magnoliopsida, Malvales, Malvaceae. Bases 113 to 775 code for a protein of 220 amino acids. The record is from RefSeq and is a predicted model, not a curated record. The transcript has 3 exons. Gene Ontology annotation, molecular function: DNA binding.
CUCACGGCGUCAUAUCAUAAGUCGAAUCCAUCUCGUGCCGUCUCAUUUUGUUAUACUUCAGUGUUGUUCUUUCGAAAGUCGAAAAGUACUUCCGAGCUCUUUCCUCUUCUCAAUGUCAACCCCGGUUCAACCCUCCACAACCGAUUUACCAUCCGAUCCGCUCCUCAGACCCGGAGCUUUCAUCGACGCCAACGCCCAAAACCAAUCGGCUGAGUCAUCAGAGACUCCUCCCAAUGGUUCGACUCCGAAUGGCGCUCAGUCCGAGACGCCGGUACAAGGCCUGGAUAUCUCGCCGUCCUCGGCGGAGUCUAAGGGAAAGCGGCGCUUGGUGCCUACGGAGACUUGGUUGCCAACUGGAUGGUUGAUCGAAGAUAGGGUUCGGAGCUCCGGUGCAACAGCUGGACUGGUCGAUAAGUAUUAUGUUGAUCCAUUCUCAGGCCGAAAAUUCAGAUCAAAGAAAGAAGUUCUGUACUAUCUAGAAACUGGAAUGCCCCCACCCAAAAAGAAGAAAGGAACAGAGACUUCUGGCAGUGAAGAUGCUGGUAGAGGGAACUCUGGGGGCAAAAAGCAGAAGAAACCUGAUAAAAAGUCGAAGCCUUUGAACUUUGAUUUCGUUAACAUGCCGCAGAAAGUUGAUUGGCUGUUGACGAAUGCCUCCGAAGACUUCUGGAUUCCCUUCUUUGGGGAUGGUCAAGUAGCUGAACCAACUAGACAAGAUUGGGAUGCUGCAUUUGUAUUCGUAACAUCCAGGAAAACCGGUCAAGCAACGCAUUGAGGAUGUUCGAUGUCUGAUUAAUAAGACAGUUUCAUACUGACCAGCAGUAUGCCUUUUUUCUGUUCCGUCUCCAAUGUUUAAUGUUUCAGCUCUAUUUCACUCAUGUCUCGUCAUCUUUGAUUGGACAAACAGGCAAGCUUGACUCCAGUGGGGAUCGUUCUUGUCCUAAGUUUAUUCCACACUAUUGUAUUCAUUUUUUUGUCAUCUUUCCUCUGUUCAUAUGUAACAUGUAGCUAGACCACGUUCUUAGUAGUUUUGUUGUUUGAAAACUAGAUAUGGUUUUGUGUA